This is a messenger RNA of Filobasidium floriforme, 2034 nucleotides long. RefSeq names its product Endonuclease/exonuclease/phosphatase. Lineage: Eukaryota; Fungi; Basidiomycota; Tremellomycetes; Filobasidiales; Filobasidiaceae. The record is from RefSeq and is a predicted model, not a curated record. Gene Ontology annotation, cellular component: nucleus. Gene Ontology annotation, biological process: base-excision repair. The coding region runs from base 1 to 2034 and encodes 677 amino acids. Gene Ontology annotation, molecular function: double-stranded DNA 3'-5' DNA exonuclease activity; DNA binding; endonuclease activity. The transcript has 12 exons.
AUGAGGAUAAUCACAUGGAACGUCAAUGCGCUCCGAACGGUCCUACCGUAUCAUCCAUGGACGGAGCUCACGAACAAGUCGAUCGGGGGGAUGUUGGAUGCCAUGGACGCAGAGAUCAUCUGUUUUCAAGAGCACAAGGGCAGACGAGAUAACAUGGACAAACCCACCGCCGUGCCUCCACAUUUUGACGCCUUCUUCUCCUUCCCGCACGGCAAGGGCGGGUAUAGCGGUACCUGCACCUACGUCAAAUCGUCCUACGCCGUCCCCCUGAAAGCAGAAGAAGGGAUCACUGGAAAGCUCCUCAAGACGCCCGGUGGGAACUCGGCGUUGAGCAAGCUGGUCUACGAGGAUAGGGAGAUGAUUGGGGCGUAUGUCGGGGAGGACGAGGUCGAGGUGAGGGAUAAUACGGAUGGGACGGUCUUCGACGUGAAGAGGUUGGAUAUGGAGGGCAGAGCCGUCGUUCUCGACUUUGGCUUCUUUGUGAUCUUCAACCUCUACUGCCCGAACGAGACCAACGACACCCGACUCCCUUACAAGCUCAACUUCUUGCAUCACCUCGAAGCCCGCGUCACUGCCCUCCUGCGGCAGGGGCGCAACGUGAUCGUCCUCGGCGACAUCAACGUCUGCCAUCGACCGCUCGACAACGGGGAAGGUGGGAUUCAGAGGAACGCAGAGGAGCACUUCAAUCAUCCGGCUAGAAAGUGGUUUGAUCGGUGGGUAGCGCCAAAUGGGAUCAUGCAUGACGUCACGAGGGAAGCUUGGCCGGAGAGGAAGGGGAUGUUUACAUGCUGGAACACGAAACUCGAUGCCAGACCAUCAAACUACGGUGCCCGAAUCGACUAUAUCCUCGUCUCCGAAGGUCUUAUGCCCUGGAUCAAACACUCUGACAUCCAAGCAGACGUUUUCGGCUCGGAUCAUUGCCCGGUGUACGUCGACCUGCAUGAGACCAUCGUUGAUUCUGAGGGCGAGACGUUACACCUACGUGACUUGAUGAACGCCGGCGAACGAAUACCCCUACCCGCCUCACUCGAAACGCUGAAGGACGAGUCCAGAGAAGCGCCCGAACCACCUCCGUUUGCUACCAAGUGGUGGGAUGAGUUUUCGGGCAAACAGAGGAGUUUGAUGAGCUUCUUUGGGAAAAAGGCUGAUGGGCCCAGGGAAAGGUCGGUCUCCGCUACUGACACGGCACGACCCCCGGGCACGCCAUCAAUCAUCGUGGAAGACAAAGAGUCAAAACCUGGAUUAUUACCGCCCAUCAUGAUACCGUCUUCAAGUGCCAUACCGUUGACGAUCGAUUCCGAUGCGGAAGAGGUCACGAUGUCGCCGGCCAAACCGAUAAUCCAGUCUACGACAGACGAAGAACCGAUCGAAAUCGGAUCCAGCCCGAUCGAGGCUAGUCCGGUAUACAAGAAGAUGAAGACGUCACCUGUCGCAACACAGAGUUACAAAGGGAGUCAAGGCAACAAGGCGAGCAAAAGCAAACAAAAGGAAAUUGAACCGGCGAGCCAGACCAAGCUUUCUAGCUUCUUCCGACAACCUUCCGCUUCGCCCUCAAGCUCGACAUCGAAACCCACACGCAAGUCGCACAAACGGACCGACUCGCGCUCGUCGACCGGGGUCAAAGCCGAACACGAACUGAUAGAGAUCGAUGAUGAUCUGGAGAUCGCGCAUGCGUCUAUGAACGGCAGUGGGGAAAACAAGGUGCUCACCGAGCAGGAGCAAGCUGAAGCGGUCAAGAGUUGGGGAAGUAUAUUCGCAAAAAAAGUUCCUCCGAGAUGUAUUGUCCACGACGUCCCGUGCAAAUCGUUUAUAUCAAAAGUCACGGGAAGCAAAGGCAAGAAGUUCUGGCUGUGUUCCAAGCCUGUUGGCGAAGGAUGGGACAACGGGAGAUCCAAACGGCCCCGGAACGAGGUUAAUCAUCAGUUCCGAUGCGAUUUCUUCAUCUGGGACUCUGCUGUGAAACAGAAAGAACAGCCAAGCGAGACUGACACAAUGGACCAGGAUGAGAAAUCGAAGAAAAAGCCGAAGGCUUGA